UUCUGUAAAGUUCGGGACAUUAAACAAUUUGGUUCACUACCUCCAGCGAAUCGGGCAUUCUUCCGUUUCCCGAUGGGCGGCGCCUCUCCUCGCCUCCUUCUCUUCCUCCUACUCCACGUCAACCUCCUAACUGCCCGUCUCCACAGAGCAAAGCUCACCCCCGCGGACGAGGAGCAGCCCUCCCUAGCGGCGACGCCGCCCCGCGAUCUCCCUCCCUUCUCACCCACAACCUUCUUCGAGGUCACCAAGCCCGCCCCCCUCCCUCCCGCCUCCGCCCCCGCCUGCUCCGCCCUCCUCCUCCAGCACGACUUCGGGUACACCUACGGCCGGCCUCCCGUCACCGCCGCCUACCGCCCUUCCUGCGCCCGCCUCCGCGGCGGCCGCGCCCCUUCCCACGUCGUCCUCCAGUGGUCCGCCUCCUCGCAGGGCCGUCAGUUCGACCGCAUAUUCGGCGUCUGGCUCGGCGGCGUCGAGCUCCUCCGAAGUUGUACCGCUGAGCCCCGCCCCAAUGGUAUUGUCUGGACCGUCCGCAAGGAUGUCACCCGCUACGCCGCACUCUUUGUCCGGCCCCAAACCCUCGCGGUCUACCUCGGCAAUCUCGUCGACAACACCUACACCGGCGUCUACCACGUCAAUGUCUCCCUCCAUUUCUACUUCGAUUCCUCGCACGGGCGCCGCCGCGCUGCUGACUACCAUGCUCCCGGGUUCUCCACCCCGGCGGAUCUGGUUCUCCCUCUCUCCCGGAGCCUCCCGCUGAACGAUGGCUUGUGGUUCUUGAUCCAGAACUCAACGGAUGUUCAAUCGACAAAGCUCGCCAUCCCGGUGAACACCUACCGAGCAGUUCUCGAGGUGUAUGUGUCCUUCCACUCGGCAGAUGAGUUCUGGUACACCAAUCCCCCCAAUGUCUACCUAUCCGAGAACAACAUCACCUAUCUCCCAGGAAAUGGGGCAUUCAGGGAAGUCAUAGCCAGUCUAGACGGCGAAGUCCUCGGCGCCAUCUGGCCGUUCACUGUGAUCUACACCGGCGGAGUCAACCCCCUACUGUGGAGGCCCAUUUCCGGCAUAGGAUCGUUUGAUCUCCCCUCUUAUGACAUCGAGAUCACCCCCUUCUUGGGGAAGGUUUUGGACGGGAAGCUUCAUGAAUAUGGUUUCAGAGUCACUGAUGCUUUGAAUGUGUGGUUCAUCGAUGCCAAUUUGCAUCUCUGGUUGGACAGGCAGAGCUCAUAUACUUCAGGAAACUUGAUCGCGUAUGAAGCACCAAGCUAUGCACCAUCACUUUAUUCCCAGUUUGAGGGUCUUGAUGGGGAGUUUAAGACGAUCGCAAGCAGGUACAUUUCCUCAACCGGAUGGGUGAAUUCUUCUUACGGGGAAAUCACCACCCAUUUCUUCCAAAAACUUGAAUUUGGUAAUUUGAUGGUGUUCUCUGGGAAUGGAAGCAACCAAAUGAUCAAUCAGACUAUAGAAUUUGAAUAUGGUAUUAACACCAAGCAUCCAUCUUCUGUCUUGUACUCUGAACACGUUCUUCGAAGCUUUCCGCUGUAUCUGUACACAGGGACUACCGACCAAGUGAAUGAUACUUACACUGAGGUUGCAAAUUUAUCUAUAGGGUUUGAUGAGAACAGAUUCUCAGGGCAGAAAUUUGGGUUUGCAUACAGCUCCUUAAAGAAUUUGCAGACUGCCAGCGGUUACAUGAAGGUGAAGGGAAACUUGGUGCAGAGUGGUCUGGGCCGCACUCAGCAAGUGUACACGUAUGAGAGCACGGACGGUUGCUACUUUAGGAACGUGAGCAGCAGUAAUUACACAAUUCUGUAUGACAAUUCAAAUGAUUCUUGCACGAAGAGCUUACCAUUAGGCAAGCAGUUCGGCACCGGAUAAAAAUCCUGUUUCCAUCUGAGAGUUUCUGGCAUUUGAAUUGUGUAUCACGGAGGAUCGUGAUUAAAAUGUUAAAUCAUGUUUAUUCGUUCACUACUAAAUAAAAGAACUUCCAACUCUGUGCAGCCACCUCUUUGAACAAUCAUCUAAGUUAG
Messenger RNA from Zingiber officinale, 2027 nucleotides. RefSeq names its product peptide-N4-(N-acetyl-beta-glucosaminyl)asparagine amidase A-like. The transcript has a single exon. Gene Ontology annotation, cellular component: vacuole. The coding region runs from base 73 to 1875 and encodes 600 amino acids. Lineage: Eukaryota; Viridiplantae; Streptophyta; Magnoliopsida; Zingiberales; Zingiberaceae. The record is from RefSeq and is a predicted model, not a curated record.